GGCUGUUAAUACUCAGUGCAUCGAGGGGUGCGAUGCAUGCGUAAACUAGCGCAAACCUCGCCUUGAAACGCCCCUUACUCCGCACGGAGACCGCUGCCGGCCGCUCACAGCCUGUCAGUGCUACACCGGACUUGCAUGGCUACCCAGACUCCUUACUCCAUCCAAACCGUACGUCACGCCCACGGACGUUAGUUUCUUCUCCGCGAAGGACAGAGCAGCGGAAGAAUGUAGUGUGAGUCGUCAGGUUAGCACUGGACACCGCCGACUCAACUUCUAGCAGGUCUUCGCUCCAAGGAUGUAUACCUGAUACGGAUAUUCCUGCCUUAACAAGGCUAUUAACGAUCGAAAUCGGGGCACGGAUAAUCUGGACUCAACAGAUUAAUUUACAAUCACUGCCACUAUAUGGAAUGACCGUUGCGUUCUACAGAAAACAUUGAGAAACAGGGCUCUUCGGUCUGGGUCGGCUCAUUUGACGCUAAAACGUAAAAAUGUCAAAUUUGGAUAUUGCACACAUAGAUGCUACUCAUUUAUGUGAUCAUAUCUGAGGGAACUAAUUGCAACGCAACUGCCCUCCGCGGUGCAAGUGAGUGUUCUUUGGACACCAAGUCCAGAAAUCUUGGCUGGUUGUGGUGCUUCUUCACUCUGCUACUGGGGAAUCGAUGCAUUUACUGCUCAAAUCUACUCGGGCUAUUUACCUCGUUGCAUAGCCUACUGGAGAUUGACAGAUAACGGAGAGGCAACAUCGGUCUCUGGAAUAGAGGUCAAUGAACAUCCUCCAUAAGGGACCCAGUUGUUUCCUUUAGUUCCCGACACCCAGAUGCUGCUUAGGAAGUCACCCUUACCCCCUGCUCAGCCGCACCCUGACCACAUGUACCUGCCCAUGUCUGCCCUUCUCUGCUAGGCCAACACAGCCCACACAGUCUUCAUGAGGAUCACUACCCUGCCAGACCAUACCAGAUAGAGUUUCCCAGAACGCCGGAGGGAGGAUGGACCGGCUGAUCUUCUCCCUGUUGGUGCUGGCCGUCUCCACCAGGGGGCAGCUGUGCCCCAAGCGCUGCAUGUGCCAGAACGUGUCCCCCUCGCUGGCCAUCCUCUGUGCUAAGACGGGCCUACUCUUCGUGCCCACCGUCAUCGACCGGCGCACCGUAGAGCUGCGGCUCACUGAGAACUAUAUCACAGCCAUAAGGAGGCGGGACUUUGCCAACAUGACUAGUUUGAUCCAUCUGACGUUGUCCCGCAACACCAUAAGCCAGAUCAUGCCUUACACCUUCGAGGACCUCAAGCGGCUGCGGGCGCUGCACCUGGACAGCAACCGGCUGAGUGUUAUCAGGGAUGACCACUUUCGGGGGCUCACCAACCUUAGGCACCUGAUCUUGGCCAACAACCAGCUGCACAAUAUCUCUCCCCACGCCUUUGACGACUUCACAGGAACCCUGGAAGACCUGGACCUGUCCUACAACAACCUGGUGGACAUUCCCUGGGAGACGAUAGGUCGUCUAACCAACGUCAACACCCUUAACAUGGACCAUAACCUUAUAGAGCAUGUACCCCAAGGGAUCUUCACCAACCUGCACAAGCUGGCGCGUCUAGACAUGACGUCCAAUAAGCUUAAGAAGAUCCCACCAGAUCCACUUUUUCUGCGCAUCCCUGUCUACGCUAAAGCCAAAGGAUCUCCUCAGUCGUCAUUGGUGAUGAGUUUUGGCGGAAACCCGCUCCACUGUAACUGUGAGCUGCUGUGGCUAAGGAGGCUGACCAGAGAAGACGACCUGGAGACAUGCGCCUCUCCUCCAGACCUCACAGCCAAGUACUUCUGGACUAUCCCCGAGGAGGAGUUCAUCUGUGACCCUCCGGUCAUGACCAGGAAGUCUGCCAAGACCUUCACCAUAGAGGGCCAGCCCACCAGUCUGAAGUGCAAGGCUAACGGAGACCCGGACCCAGAGAUUCACUGGAUUUCCCCCGAGGGCCGUCUGAUCUCCAACACAUCACGGACUGUCACCUUCAGCAACGGCAGCCUGGACAUCAACAUCACCUCCCUGAAGGACUCUGGAACCUUCACCUGCAUUGCCUCCAACGCGGCGGGUGAGUCCACGGGCCAGGUGGAGCUGGUGGUCAACACCCUCCACCACCUGGUCAACCGCACCAACCAGCUAUGGGAGCCCGACCCUGGCCCUUCAGACAUCCUUACCUCGGCCAAGUCCACCAUGGCCACAGGCAACGACACACGGAAGAACCAGGAGGGGAGGGUGCUGAUUGCGGAGCUGACAGCUAGCUCAGUGCUGAUCAAAUGGCCAUAUCAGAACUACGUCCCUGGGAUCAGGAUGUACCAGGUCCAGUACAACAGUUCCCUGGAUGACACGCUCAUCUACAGGAUGAUCCCGUCCACCAGUCAGGACUUCCUGGUUCGUGACCUGGUGUCAGGGCGUGAAUACGACCUGUGUGUCCUGGCGGUGUACGACGACGGCAUCACCUCGUUGACAGCCACGCGGCAGGUGGGCUGUGUCCAGUUCAUCACGGAGACCGAGUACAGCCAGUGCCAGGCCCUCCACAGCCAGUUCCUGGGCGGCACCAUGAUCAUCAUUAUUGGUGGCAUCAUCGUGGCCUCCGUGCUUGUCUUCAUCAUCAUCCUCAUGAUCCGCUACAAGGUCUACAGCCACCAGGGCAUGGACACAGGCAAGGUGGGCACCCUGGCCAACAUCCGUGCCCAGACCAACGGAGGACAGGCUGGGGGGCAGGUGUCCCACUCUGGGUCUAAAGUUACAGAGAGCCAGGAGGAGCAGCAGGCUCAUGCCUUUGCUGGGGUGGGAGUGGGACCAGGGACAGGGGGAGGAGGGGGUGUAAGUGGAGCGUCAUCGCCUAAUGCCACCCAAAAGGACUCUAACACCAUGGCGCUGGUGAUUGACUGUGAGAAGGCGGUGCAGAUAUCAGACCUGCUGUCGCCCAGUAAGAGACGUCACUCCAAGACUGCCAUUGAGAUGAAGAGGAGAGCCUCGCUCACACCCAAAGAGGCCACCACCGUGAAUGUGGGGGGAAACACGCCGGCGCCCACGGCCGGCGCCGACGACAAGAGGGCUCACCGAGACUGGAGCGACUUGAAAAUUUGACGACUCCUUCUGCUUUUCGGUGAGAAGCAGACAUCAACCUCCAAGAGUAAUGGUGCCCUUCUUUCCCUGUUCCUCUCCAUUCAUCUACUUGAGAGAAGAAGAUAAGAGAGAGGGGGGCUUUAGUGUAAGAUAGAUGAAUAGAUACAAACUGAGAAGAAUAUUCUAUGGUUCCAGGAAUCAAGGAGAUUGGAUUAUAAAUCAGGAACAUUUUUAGGACUCCUGUCAGACUUCCUCCUUGCGUCCCCCGGAGUUCACACUGUAUCCAUGAACCCCCCAUGAAAACACACCUAGAUGGAUUUAAUAAGGACUCAAUUCACCAUCAUAAUCUAUGGGAGUGGAGCUAGACGGGCCAAUGGCCUUGCCAGUGACUUUUGAAACAUAUUGCCUUGUAUCCCUCUGUAGCUCCGACUGUCUAUGUAUCCGCUGUCAUUACCACAGAACUACUACUGUUCCUGGUCCUGUACUUGGACCAGGACUGGCCAAUACCUGGACCUGUUCAUGCACCUGGAUCUAUUCCUGGACCUGCUCAUACUGUACCUUACUUUACCUGACUGUAUUCAGACUCAGGAUGGAAACCCAGCCAAAGGUAUGUGCCGUGUUUCCUCCAUCCAGACUCUGAGGACACAAGGAUAUAUGGGAUGAAGAACUCCAACUAACAGGGAUGAAGCAAACUGAACCGCAUGUCUGUGCAUCACCACCACAUCUUCGUCACCAUGGUCUUCAUCACCCUGUUUUUUUUUCACCUUUGAGCCAAACCCAGUGAGAACUUAAUCAAACAGACAGACUCAGACAAAACGCUCAGAGCUGGGGACUCACCUUCUUCUGUGUUAUCCGUCACUUUUUAUUUGGCUUUAUCUUUUGUAUCUGUACAUAACGCAAUUCCAAAUCUUAUAGUUUUGUACAUGUAAUUUUUAUGGUGUGUGACAUUUUUCUAAUAAAAUAAAAAAGUGGAUUCAUUCCC
This is a messenger RNA of Coregonus clupeaformis (lake whitefish), 4062 nucleotides long. Its product is annotated as leucine-rich repeat and fibronectin type III domain-containing protein 1-like protein. Bases 987 to 3101 code for a protein of 704 amino acids. The transcript has 7 exons. The record is from RefSeq and is a predicted model, not a curated record. NCBI's taxonomy places the organism in Eukaryota, Metazoa, Chordata, Actinopteri, Salmoniformes, Salmonidae. Gene Ontology annotation, molecular function: protein binding.